AUGAGGAGAGCUUACGAGGUCUUUACGAGCAGUUUUUCCUUCUUAUUUGACAGCGAAGGAUCAUCCUUGGGGCUGAAAGGCUCUUUAAACACUUCUAAUUUCGUUGAAUACGGAGAUGAUUUGGUCUCCAUUAACAAACAGUGGAAGUGGGCCGGUAAAACUCCGUCAAUGUUUGAUUCUAAUCUUCCCGAAGAUAAGCAAUACCUUUGCUGUGAUAAUGUAGCAUGUUUAAGGCUUCUUAAAUCUGAUAUAACUCUUCAUGAAUCAUGGCUGGUUUCUGAACCUCAUGAUAACGAAGCGGAUAAUCUUUACGAGGAAGACCCAGCAUCUUCUGUAGAAACGUCUUGGAGGACUUAUUCCCUAACCAUUACAUAUGACCGUUAUAACGAAACUGCUAGAUUCUGGCUCAGAGGAUAUAAUCAAUUUGGGCUUCCGUUAAGCAAGGAUGAGAUGUUUGAGGACGUUCCUGAAGUUUACGUUGGGAAAACGGUGACUGUGGAAAGGCAUCCUUUUACUGGAUUUUUAAACCUUACAGUCCACCCUUGUAACCAAAAGGAAAUCGUUAAACUUGAAAACCAAAAUUUCAGGUUAGAAUUAGUAAAAUUUAAAUAA
Theileria annulata is the source of this 612-nucleotide messenger RNA. RefSeq lists its product as uncharacterized. Gene Ontology annotation, molecular function: Atg8-family ligase activity. The record is from RefSeq and is a predicted model, not a curated record. The transcript has 5 exons. NCBI's taxonomy places the organism in Eukaryota, Apicomplexa, Aconoidasida, Piroplasmida, Theileriidae. Gene Ontology annotation, cellular component: cytosol; cytoplasmic ubiquitin ligase complex. Gene Ontology annotation, biological process: autophagy of mitochondrion; nucleophagy; autophagosome assembly. Bases 1 to 612 code for a protein of 203 amino acids.